GUCGUGCUGUGCCCGUUGCGUUGCCUUUCCUCCCAUCGCCUUGCGCCUGCUGCUCGCGCACGUAACAGACACCAAGCCACACGCCACACACAAGCCACACAAGCAUCGCUCUCCUCGCCACAUUCCACACACUCCCUCCAUAGCAUCACCAUCCUCCUUUUCCCUCCUGCCUUCCCCCUCUUCUUGCCUCUCCUUCCGUGCUCUUGUUCUGUUGCCCUUCCUCCACCCCGCCACCUUUCCAUUGCCGCACCCUAUCCGCAUUCGCUGCCCUGACCUGUUCCGCCCAUAUCCAACCACACACAUACACACACAUACACACACACACACACACACACACACACACACGUGUGCCGUCUUGUCUCUGCGCGUGAUCCAUCCGGUUUUGGUCUGGUGUUUCGUGUUUGGUGUUUGGUGUUUGGUUCGUGGUGUUUCGUUCGCCACACCACGCACAACCCUCCUUCUUCCAUCUCUCGCAUACCAGCGUCCACGACAGCCCCCCCCCCCCACUUGCGUGCUGCCUCCCCCUCCCAAAUCUCCACCGCCGCAUCCACAAGUGUUUCGCGUCCCACACACACCGCCUCCCAUCAUCGGCUGUUGAUAACGCAACCGCACAUCAAGCCAAUCCACAGCUCCCAAUCAGCCAGACGAGCAAGCCAUCGAGCGAUCCAUCCAUCCAUCCACCAGCAUCGCCGAAUCUGCAAUCAACAACGCAUACCCGCCAUCCACGCAUUUCAUAUCGACGAUGAGCAAGGCUGGCAAGCGUGAGACGGGUGCCGCACGUGCGGGCCCGUUUGUCACCGCCCUCAAGUCAUGGACGCCAGAGCAAGUCCGCGCCGGGCACACCCUGGAGGACCUCGUGCAGCGCGUCAUGGAGGUGCAGAUGCAGAAGCAGUCCAAGUCGUGGCUGCCGGAGGAAGACACCAUUCUUCGUGACGCCAUCACCCUCUACGGCACCGACAACUGGUCUGCCGUCUCAAACCUGUUUUAUGCCCGCUCGCAGAACCAGUGCCUCCAGCGCUGGGAGAAGAUGCACAACCCGACCAUCCAAAAGGGCCCAUGGACCAAAGAGGAGGAUACCCUCCUGCACCAGUUGGUACAGGAACACGGCGCAAAGAACUGGUCAGAGAUUGCCAAGAAGAUGAAGACACGCGUGGGCAAGCAGUGCCGCGAGCGCUGGCACAACCACCUCGACCCCUCUGUGAAGAAGGGCGCCUGGUCAGAUGAUGAGGAGCGCAUCCUAUUGGAUGCCCACAAGAAGCUCGGCAACAAGUGGGCAGAGAUUGCCAAGCUUCUCCCCGGAAGGACGGACAACGCCGUGAAGAACCACUGGAACUCCAACAUGCGCCGCCGCAAGCUGCAGAAGCAGCGCGAGCAAGAGGCCGCCCGCACCGGCCUGCCCAUGCGCCAGUCACGGUCCACAUCGCACCUCGGGCCCAUCCUGCGCGCACCCGACUUUAUGGUUGACGGCCCCAAGAUGAGCAAGGAGGCGGCAACAGACCAGCAAGGCGCCUUCAUGCACCACCACGUCUACACUCCACAGAACGCAGACGAGCAGACCGCGCACACCCUCACCCAGCUCUCCGCAGCGUCGGCAGCCGCGUUCUCCUCGUCCACAGCAACACCAUCAUCAUCAUCGUCGUCAUCAUCGCGACGGCGCUUCUUGAAUCCGCGCCGGCCACGCCCCUCGUUCAGCAUGGACAGCAACGACAACACAGACAACGACGAUGCCUUUGAGGAGGAGGAGGAGGGCGCUGAUGCGUUUGCAGAUAUGGUGGACACAGACGGCCGGCCCUGUGCGAAGAAGUCGCGAAGCGCAUCCACGAGCAGAGCACCCCGCCCCGCGCAUCGCCGUCGCAAGCGCGCGUCCCGCUCCGCCCGCAGCCGCUCAGAGUCUGACGCCGUGCUGCCACCGGGACCAAAGGGCAAGGCUGGCUUCGUGUUCCCGAUGAACCGGUCCAUUUCUCCGUCGGCGACAGACAGCGGAUCAGCGGACAGCGACAGCUCGCUCUCCCCUGCCAGCGAUCAUCACGGCAGCAACGCAAUUCAGGUCCUCGCACACGCCGCCCGCUUCCUGCAAGACCACGAGCCUGAAGCCGCAAGACGCGAGCUGAUGCGAUUGACACUCGGCGAAACGACUGUCGACGUGGUGGAGGCGCUGUCGCUAUUGCACGAGGGCCCAAACGGCAGCCUGCGCCGUGCCUCUGCCCCGUCCAGCACGUUUGGGUCCACCACCUCCCUGUGUGACCAGGAGCGCGAUGCGUUAGAGGGAAUCACUGCACUGGCUCACAGCUAACGCUGCAGCGCACACGUCCUUUGUUGUGUGUUACUUAGCUCGUAUGUUCUCUCCCACACACACACUCUCUCCCCCUUGCUAUCACGCCCCUCUAUCUCUUCGGCUGGCCUUUGUGUCACCGCAUUACACACACCGGUGUUGGUUUUGCGGCUUGCGCGCUUGUGCGCACGCACGCACGCAUUGACCCGGCAAGCUUCUCCGUUUCCUUGUUUCCUCGUGUCCAAACCAACUCGCGCUGUUGCGGUGUUGCUCUCAUCGCCAUCACCAUGGCCAUCAUCUUGUUUAGGUAUCUAGGGUUCCAUUGAUUCCACGUGUUUGCUUCAGCCUCCGCCCCCUUUUCUCUCGUGUAUGUUUCCGUGGCUUUGCAGUUUCCUCUCCUAUUUGUCUCGACUGGUUGUUCUUAUCCGAUUGCCUCGCACAUGCUCGUAUCCUCGUUUCCUUCCUACAAGUGCAUUGUCUGUUUGUUGUGCAUGUAGUCAUGAAGGAGUUUGAUGGGGUUGUGUGUGUGUGUGCUUGUUUGUCAAUCAAGUGUUCCUGUGCAUGUGUGUGUAUGUUGCUUUUUUCGAUCUUAGAAAGCCAUGAAGGCGCGUGUCUUUCCGUGUGUUUGUUCGCUGUUCCAGCGAUGACUUGAUUUGAUGAAAUUUUACAGUUCGUGCCUUCCCCCUUUGUCUCUUCGUCAUUGUCACGUCUGCGCCCACAUCACCACCCCCUUUGCUUCAGCCUUGUUUGAUUGACGUGUGCUUUUGUUACGCGCGUGUGUCCGUGGGUCGUGCUGGUGUGUCUUUGACAUCACGCUCCAACGUGGCAAGCCAUAAUAAAGUCGAAACGGUU
Salpingoeca rosetta is the source of this 3124-nucleotide messenger RNA. Its product is annotated as transcription factor. Bases 743 to 2293 code for a protein of 516 amino acids. NCBI's taxonomy places the organism in Eukaryota, Choanoflagellata, Craspedida, Salpingoecidae. Gene Ontology annotation, molecular function: DNA-binding transcription factor activity, RNA polymerase II-specific; RNA polymerase II cis-regulatory region sequence-specific DNA binding. Gene Ontology annotation, biological process: regulation of DNA-templated transcription. The record is from RefSeq and is a predicted model, not a curated record. Gene Ontology annotation, cellular component: nucleus. The transcript has 6 exons.